GUCCGCCUCAACAAAAACAAGAAGAAGAAGAAGAGUUUACUCCGUCCUGACUGUCAUGGCCGCGCACACAGUCCACUGAUGCUGGUAACGGGAGGCAGAUGCUCGGAGUCCUCUACUGUUCUGGGACUAUGAAGGAUCAGACAUGGAGCAGAUCACUUUUCAUCACGACACCGUCCUGUCAGAUGUUCACAUGCUCUUUCCCAGCGCGCGCCACCUCAUGACUCGCCUCAACAAUGUCGGACAGCCUGUCUUCAUGUCCAGAUUCAAGAUCUUGGCAGAAAGACACGAUGACAGUGACCAAGGAAAAUGUUCGGGAAAGGAUGAGGACCCGAAGGAAGACGGUGGAGGAGACACGGAGACAGCUCACGGAGAAGAUGAAGAGGAUGAGCGGGGAGGAAGCGUGGAGGCCUUGCUGGACGAGGACGGAGACCUUGACAUCCCUCAUCGACCACGGAAAAAGCCUGUGGAUGACGGUGGCAGAGACUCGGUCUGUCCAGUCAUUAUCAAACAGUCCAGUCCUCUGCUGGACCUGGAAGAAGAGGACAUGGACGAUGAAGCUGGAGACAUUUUAAGGAUCGAACACACCAUGGCUACGCCCUUGGAUGACGUUGGCAAACAGGUGUGGCGGGGGGCGCUGCUGCUGGCUGACUUCAUUCUCUCCGAGGCGGCCACGUUCAGAGGGGCCACGGUCCUGGAGCUCGGGGCAGGGACGGGCUUAACCAGCGUCGUCAUGGCAACCGCAGCCAAAACGGUGUACUGCACAGAUGUAGGAGAAGACCUUCUGAGCAUGUGCAAGAGAAACGUCGCUCUGAAUAAACAUAUGAUGGAGCCUGAGGGUGGAGAGGUGAGAGUGAGACAGUUGGACUGGCUCCAGUAUAGCCUUUGCACAGAUGCUGAUGUGGAGUUUAGUUGGACAACGGAGGAAGUGGAUGAUUUGUACAACAACACUAGCUUCAUCAUUGCUGCUGACGUUUGUUAUGACGAUGAUCUAACAGAUGGAUUUUUCCGAACACUGUAUCAGCUCUGCAGCAACUUCCUUCACACCUGCACUGUCUUCAUCUCCUUAGAGAAAAGGAUGAACUUCACCCUGCGUCACAUGGAUGUUUCCUGCGAGGCGUACGAUCACUUCCGCCACUGUCUGACCCAACUCCAGGACCUGGAGGAUGGACGCUGCAGAUUUAAAGUGGAGCAGCUGCCUUGUAACUUUGCGCAGUUUCUUCUGUAUGAACGCAUAGAGCACCUGGAGCUGUGGAAGGUGACUGCGACUCCGCUCCCUGUUGAAGAAGCCCGGUCGGAUUCUGGACAGUCUUCAUCUUGACCUGGCACUUAAAUCCGACCAAUGUGAACACUGAACUCUCUGGAGUAUUCAGCAUUUAAUAUGCUAAAACGUUUGAAGUUUUCAGUUAAUCAAACUGUACGUUUUAAGACAGAAGAGCUCAUUUAAAAAUAAGUUUGAAUAAAUGUUUACCUUUUGGUGAGUGUAUAUAUGUUGGAUGAAUCCAGUUUGAAGGAUUUAUUAUUUUUUAUCAUUAUGUAUUUUUGUGGGAGAACAAAACGAUGCAUGAGCAGGAUAAGUUGAUUUGUAAACAGACUUAUUAAAAAGAAAUAAAUCAGAGUUAAUAUU
Molecule: messenger RNA, 1624 nt
Organism: Mugil cephalus (flathead mullet)
Lineage: Eukaryota; Metazoa; Chordata; Actinopteri; Mugiliformes; Mugilidae
Gene: mettl22
Product: methyltransferase 22, Kin17 lysine
Exons: 12
Coding region: 143-1318 (391 amino acids)
Biological process (GO): protein methylation
Cellular component (GO): nucleus
Molecular function (GO): protein methyltransferase activity
Source: RefSeq, a predicted model, not a curated record